GUGACAGGGAGAUUGAUGGGCCUCGGACGUCCGUACAUUCCACUAGUCGGGCCCGGGACUGCACCCCCACCUGGCCACACUAGGCAGGAAGUUUAGCCGUGAGAGGGCGCUGCUAUUUUAUGACGUCGAUGACGUAACAACCACAAUCCUAUACCAGUAUCGGACAUAUACGACCUGUUGGAGUCAACUUUCAAUGCCGGAUUCACGGUAGAUAUGCUUGAUUAUAUGAUGAAAACACGUACUGCGUUGAUUUGGAGCCUCCUGGUGUGUACCCUGGUGGCAGUGGCGAGCCAAGGACCUGAGGAGCCUUCGGAACCAGGUCUCGCAAUAUCUGGGCAUCCUUCUGCACGUCUGUGUAACCAAAUGUGUCGACAGAAGCCAGCUGUGGACAAGUGCCAGUGUUCGUCCAAAGCAGGAUUGCCUUCGAAUCCUUGCCAGAACAAAAAGUGUCGAUUUGGGACCCGAUGCACCGCCUUCGGGAGCAGGCCUGUUUGUCUCCCAAUGCCGAAAGCGUGUUUGCUCCCCCAGAUGAGAGGUCUUUGCACAGGCACAGUCAUCCGCUACUACUUCAACCACCGAUCCGGCAACUGCGAACCUUUUGUCUUCGGAGGCUGCAGCCCUAAUGCCAAUAACUUCAUUAGCAUACGGCUAUGUCAAAAGAUUUGUAUGAUGAUACAAGGCUGAAGAUGAACCAUAAAAGGGACCUACAUUUUAGACAUCAUCAUCGGCAUCAUCAUCGCAUCGUCAUCAUCAUCGUUAUCAUCAUCAUCAUCAUCCUAUGUUAUUUGAACAUUGGUGAAGCUCUGUCAACAUAACAUUUUAUUUAAGGUCAUUCAUACAAUCACCCAUCCUCGAUUAUCCAGGUAAUUAUAUCCUAUUCUAUUCUAUUCUGAUAAAUAACCUGGACCAAUUCGCAACAAUAUUUGAAUCCGAAACGACGCUAAAAUAGCAGAACAGUGAAACUAGCUUCUGUUUUUUUUUUUGUUCGUUGUCGGAUCUUCACGGGUCGAGAGCGAUUAUGUGCAAAGUUCCGAUAGGAGCUAUGUGAAAGUGACGUCACUUUAAAAAGAAAGCCAACAUAUUUAUCAUAAAAGAAUAGGAAUAUAAUACACUGUUUAAUCCAGGACGUUUUAUCACCGAACUCAACUGUUUUUGAUCGCGUUUAAUCUAACAAUGGGUAGUUACCUUAACUGCAGAGUACCGGAAUACCAUUUUGACACAGGGCAUUUGUGCCAUCGUCUAGAACACGGCACCAAAACAAUAGACCUCGAUACAUUACAUCAUAAAAGGAUUGCGAGCGAGAAAUAAGUGCCUAGAAAGCGAGUGUCUCUUGCUUGCAUUAAUAAAAUGAUAAGCUUCUCUGAAAAUGUUGGAGUCAUUUUUUAUGCCAGGGUCAUUGAGCUAGAAACAAUGCCAUGAAAUGAAAGUCAAUUAUACGACAAAGCAUUCCCCCAACACCGCCGUUUCCCCAUCGAUAAGGAUGUUCUGUGAUCGAAAACAAUAGAUUUCAUCACAGUUGAAACAUGCGUAUGAUAACCGUGCGAAGCUAAAACACCUUUAACGAUGGUCCGGUGACACGGGUAUUAUACAGAGUUAUGUCCCUUUGACGUGCAAGAAUCCUAUUAUAGUAUGUCCGAAUCCCGGUUCGCGCUGAUUAUGUUUCUAGUUUAGUCAGCACCAUACUUCUACUUGUUGUUUUGACCAAAGUGGUAAACAUCCAAAACGUUUAUCGCUACGGGCUCUUCUCCCACACCAAGCUGUCACGUUGUUAAUAACUGAAACACUGAAAUCAUUCGUUUAAAAGAGGAUCUGUUUUCACCUUAUUCUAUCCCCGCGAAUAGCUGCAAAAUUGCUGAUACGGGUUAAGCAAUUAUCACUCACUCCAUCCUGCAUCCAGAUGGUGUAAUUAAUGUCAUGACCGAACUGUAGAUAGUUAGUAAGUGGACUCACUGCUACAUGAAUCUACACUAUACAGUUGGCGUUAGUAGAUACAUAUGAUAGCGUUUUGACAUCUUGAAUCAAACUUGAAUGGACUGUCAAUCAGGCCCGGCAAAGACCCCCUUUAACUGGAACGUUCUUAUUGAAACAAGCGCAGCAUUAGACCAGGAUCUGCUCGAUACCUGAUUAUGAAUUAAGAAGAAUGUUAGAGGACGGUACUAUGUUAAUAUUGGGAAGUAUCCAUAUAUAUCACAGGGUGUACAUAUUAGUUUGUAAAUAACAGCGAUAAACGUCGAUUGUACGAUUCCGACUAUACCAAGAGCUGAUAAGCCGUGGUACCAGUAACUGAAAUACUGCAUAAACACAACCCUCCCUUAAACGAUUUUUCUCAUCCAUGGUUUCCUUACAAUAUAGACGGUUACCUUGACAUGUCUUCAGGUUUUAGUGUAUAUACGUAUGUUUAUUUAUAAAGCAGCCAUUUGGAAGCAUAAAAUUGCUUUGAAAAAUGUAUCUAUGUUCUUAUGAAACUAUAUAUUUGUCAUUUAAUAAAACAAUACAAUUUAUGUUUUGAAAAUA
Molecule: messenger RNA, 2514 nt
Organism: Haliotis rufescens (red abalone)
Lineage: Eukaryota; Metazoa; Mollusca; Gastropoda; Lepetellida; Haliotidae
Product: carboxypeptidase inhibitor SmCI-like
Exons: 5
Coding region: 214-684 (156 amino acids)
Molecular function (GO): serine-type endopeptidase inhibitor activity
Source: RefSeq, a predicted model, not a curated record